Syngnathus acus (greater pipefish) is the source of this 519-nucleotide messenger RNA. It is a transcript of the gene acyp1, whose product is annotated as acylphosphatase 1, erythrocyte (common) type. Lineage: Eukaryota; Metazoa; Chordata; Actinopteri; Syngnathiformes; Syngnathidae. Gene Ontology annotation, molecular function: acylphosphatase activity. The transcript is spliced from 3 exons. The coding region runs from base 81 to 377 and encodes 98 amino acids. The record is from RefSeq and is a predicted model, not a curated record.
UAUCGUCACUUCCGGAAGUGGAUUUCACCGCAAAUCCCUCAAUUGUUUUUAACGUCCAGUCCAUUCGAAUAACUUUCAGCAUGACAGACGGAGAAUUGAUUUCUGUGGAUUAUGAAGUGUUUGGAAAAGUGCAAGGGGUGUUUUUUCGGAAAUAUACACAGACCCAGGGCAAGAAGCUCGGCCUUGUAGGUUGGGUCCAGAACACAAGUGCGGGAACUGUGCAAGGGCAGAUCCAGGGCCCACGCAAAAAGGUGAUAGAAAUGAAACAUUGGCUCAAAUCCACUGGGAGUCCCAAAUCACAGAUUACCAAGGCAGAGUUCAAGAAUGAGAAAACAGUUGUCAGUCUUGAUCACUCAUCUUUUGACAUUGUAAAAUGACAUGCACAUUAUUAGUCUACAAGCAGUUAUUUAUUUUGUCUGACCUUUGUUGAAAUUCAUUAUCUAUCAUGUAUUGAAAAGGUGAAUAUUCCUUACAUCCACAGUAUCUGGAAAAGCUUUCAUCAAUAAAACAAAAAACGCA